AUUUUGGGAGUUUUUUCUGCACAAGUGCAUACGGUACGCGCAAGUGUGGUCGUCCAAAAUGGCUGAACUUAGGUGGAGAUUUGGAUCAUUUCACCGGCGAAAUUUCACAACCCUUCGCCCGGUGUUCCUCUUGCUAGCUUCCCUGUGUUCUGCCGUCCUCGCCCAGGAAUCUGCCGUGCCCUGCUACGACGAGAAUGGCCGUGCCCAGCGCUGUCAGCCCGAGUUUGUCAACGCCGCUUUCGAGUUGGACGCCGAGGCGACCAACACCUGCGGCCUGUACCGGUCCACGCGGUACUGCCGGCAGACCGGGGUGACGGGAGCCACACGGGCCUGCUCGUACUGCGACUCGGCGUCGCAGCGGUUCGGCCACCCACCCAAUUACCUGACGGACUACCACAAGGAAAAGAAGAUGACGUGGUGGCAGAGUGACACGAUGUAUGAAGGAAUACAGUUCCCAAACUCUGUCAAUCUCACCAUUUCACUUGGCAAAGCGUUUUCCAUCACCUACAUCCGGCUCAAGUUUUACUCAGCGCGGCCGGAAAGUUUCGCCAUCUACAAGCGCACGACCCACGACGGUCCGUGGAUCCCCUACCAGUACUACAGCGGUUCCUGUGAGGCAACCUACAAGGUUUCCCGGUCUAACUUUGCCCCGACCAAUGACGAGACCAGAGCGCUGUGCACGGACGACUUCAGUGACAUCUCCCCACUGACUGGGGGCAACAUAGCCUUUGGUACCCUCGAAGGCAGGCCUAGUGCUUUCAGCUUUGAUGACAGUGAACUGUUACAGGAAUGGGUAACUGCAACCGACAUCCUGGUCAUGCUGACCAGACUGAACACGUUUGGUGAUGAGGUCUUCCAGGUACCAGACGUGCUCCGGUCCUACUACUAUGCCGUCUCAGACUUCUCAAUUGGGGGCAGAUGCAAAUGCAACGGUCAUGCCAGUGAAUGCAUCAACAGCACAGGAAUCGACAACUCGGUGCGAUUGGUCUGCCGCUGCGAGCACUUCACUGCAGGCUUGGACUGCAACGAGUGCUUGCCGUUCUACAACGACCAGCCAUGGAGGCCGGCCACGUCAGAUAAUGUCAACGAGUGUCAAGCCUGUGAGUGCAAUGGCCGUUCCAACCGCUGCUACUUUGACCAGGACCUCUACGACCGGACCGGCCAUGGCGGCCAUUGCCAGGACUGUCAAGGCAGCACCGACGGACCAAACUGUGAGCGUUGCCGUGACAACUACUACCAGUCUUCCCAGGAUGCCGUUUGCCAGCCUUGCAACUGCGACCCAGUCGGUUCACUGCAUCUACAGUGCGACAGUCGAGGCCAGUGCACCUGCAAGAUCGGAGUAGGCGGUGAGAAGUGCAACCAGUGCCUGCCCAACUACUUUGAUUUUGGUGUGGCCGGCUGCACGAGCUGUGACUGUGUGAUAGCAGGCAGUGUCAACAGUCAACCAACAUGCGACAGCACCACAGGACUGUGCGAGUGUAAGACCAACGUAGAAGGCCGCCAAUGUGACAGAUGCAAGUCUGGGUACUUCAACCUUCAGGAAGAUGACCCCUUUGGCUGCAUGUCUUGCUUCUGUCAUGGUCACUCCUCUGAAUGCUCCUCAGCUCCGGGAUAUGAGUUCUCCUACUUGCAGAGCAGGUUCAACUCAGGUAACGAAGGUUGGGAAGCCAGGGGUCGAUAUGGUCAGGAAGGCACCCUGGUGUUUAGCAGCAUCCGUCAAAACAUUGGCAUUGCUUCCGACAACACGCGGCCUUACUACUUCGUUGCACCAGACAAGUACCUCGGUGACAAACGGUUGGGCUACGGCCAGGAGAUGACCUUCACAUUCCGCCACGUAGGGGCGGAGCCUAGCCUGACUGUGGAGGAUGUCAUACUGAUGGGAGACGGCCUGACCAUAUCUGCGCCCAUUGUCGCCCAGGGGAACCCCACCCCGGGCAUCCUGCCCCAGACGUACACCUUCAGGCUGCGUGAGGAGGAGGAGUUGGGCUGGGUACAGAGACCUUCAUCGUUUGAUUUCCAGCGUCUGCUGACCAACCUGACGGCUAUCAUGAUCAGAGCAACGUAUGCUGAUGGAGCACAAGGCAUCAUUGACAACUUUGAUUUCCCGACGGUGCGGCGCGCCGUGGGCCCCGGGGCCGAGAGGGUAGACUUCGUGGAGCUCUGCCAGUGCCCCGUCGGCUACGUGGGUCAGUUCUGCGAGUCCUGUGAUGGCAAGUUCCGCCGGGAUCCCCCCGAGGGCGGGCCGUUUGCCCAGUGUAUCCCCUGCGAGUGCAACGGCCACGCCGACUACUGUGAGGCGACCUCAGGUAUCUGCAUCUGUCAGGACAACACCGUCGGUGAUCAGUGCGAGCAGUGUGCGCCAGGGUUCUAUGGCGAUGCUCGGCAGGGUGCUAGCGACGACUGCAGACCGUGCCCCUGCCCUGGCGGCAGUGAAUGCAUGCAGAUGCCCAGCACUGGGGAGGUCAUGUGUACUAAUUGCCCCAUGGGUUAUGUGGGUAACCGUUGUGAGUUCUGUGCCGAUGGUUUCUUUGGGGACCCCCUGGGCCGCAACGGACCCCCCUCAGCAUGCAUUCCGUGCCAGUGCAGCGGCAACAUUGACCAGAACGCGGUCGGAAACUGUGACAGGGAUACCGGUGAAUGCCUGAAGUGCAUCUACAAUACAGGCGGCUUCAACUGUGAGAAUUGCCUGGCUGGUUUCUAUGGCGAUGCCCUCGCACUUCCCAAGGGCCAAUGCAGACCGUGUGACUGUUACAACACGGGCUCGUUCAGCAUCGAGUGCGACCAGACCGACGGCCAGUGCCGGUGCCUCCCCUUCGUGGUGGGCCGUCAGUGCGACCAGUGCGAGGAGGGCUACUGGGACCUGGAGAGCGGCCGGGGCUGCCAGCCAUGUAACUGCGACUUCACGGGGUCCACCAACGCCCAGUGUGACGUGGGCGGCGGCCAGUGCCCGUGUCUGGAGGGGGUCGGGGGACCGCUGUGCGAUGAGUGUCUGUUUGAUCACCACGGGUUCUCCAGCAACGGAUGCCAGUCUUGCAACUGCGAUCGUCAGGGCUCAGCCCAGCUCAACUGCAGCAGUGAUGGCGUGUGCAUCUGCAAAGAUGGCGUGAUCGGGGAGAAAUGCGACAACUGCCGAGAAAACCACUACAACAUUGCCCUGGGAUGCAUACCGUGCCCUGCCUGCUACACCCUAGUCCAGGAUCGCGUCAACGACCACCGGGACAAGCUAGAGCAGCUGGAAGAACUGAUCAACAACGUGGGCAACAACCCAGACAUUGUCAAUGAUGCCGAGUUUGAGAAGCGACUGGCUGAGCUGGAGGAGGACCUGGACAACACCAUGACUGACGCUGAGGAGGCUGUCGCCAUUGAUUCUCAGCUUGCCAAUCAGCUGAGAGACCUUCAGGAUAGCAUCAAUGCACUGAAGGAACAGCUCAGUCAGAUCAUGAAGAACAUCAACACCGCUGAGGGAGACUCUGCUGACAGCUCGGAAGAGCUUGCCCAAGCAUUUGUCAUCAUUGACAGAGCCAAGAAAGCCCUGGCAGAGGCCCAGGCUUACUUGGACCUCGGAGGCUGGAAGGUACUGAAGGAGCUGAAUGACACGGCAAGGAACAUGUCUGAGCAGGCACUGGAGAUGCAACAACUGGCUAAGCAGGCCAGGGAACUAGCUGCUGGUCAGGAACAGUUAUCCGGUGAGAUAGAAGGCACUGCCAACGAAGCCAAGGCCACAUCAGAGGAGGCCCUGAGGCUGAUCCAAGAGACUGGGGCAGACUCCAGCAUCGAGGACCAGAUCAGCAAAGUGGAGACAGACUACGGCGAUGCCCAGGAUCUGUUCGAGGAGGCUGCCCAGCUAGCCGAGGAUUCCAAGACCAAGGCCGACGCCGUCCACACCGAAUCCACCGCGAUGCUGGCCAAGUCCAAGCAGCCAUUGGCAUCGUAUGACGGGGAGGCGCUGAAUAAAAGCGCCGGGGACAUCAAGGAACAGGCUGAAAUGAUCAAGCAGAAAGCGGCCGAGGUGAAGGCUACCAACCAGGACCUGUUGGCUCAGGUUGAACAGCAAGCCCAAGAAGCCAGCAAACUGCUAGACGAUGGCACCAAAGCACAACAGAAACUGGAUCUCUUGAUGGCCAAGGCCCACGGUGCCGAGGCGGACGCACAAGAUGCCAAGGCGGAGGGAGAAAGAACCCUAGAACAGGCCGAACAAAUACUGGAAGACCUCCGAGGCUUCAACGAGAAAGUGGAAAAGAGCAAGAUGGAAGCUGCCGAUGCCAUGCUGAGGAUCCCAGAGAUCGAAAGGAAGAUUGACCAGGCUAACGAGACCUCGGUAGGAGCUCAGGGCACCAUCGAUGCGGCCAAGGAGGAUGCCAUCAAGGCCAGGGACCAAGCUGCCUUGGCUGAGAUCAAUGCCACCAGGGCAUCACAGGGAGCUGAAAACAUCAAGGCCUCAGCGGAUGAGAUAAACAAGGUUGCCCAGGCACAGAAUGACCGUGCAGAUGACCUGCAGGGCAACGCCACCCAGACCAUGAUGGAGCUUGGAGCACUGGAGACACAGGCUGAUGACGACUCCCAGCUUAUCCAGCAGGCUGAAAUGAAGGCUAAUGAGGCAAGGCGUAAGGCAGAUGAGGCCACUAAAGCCGUUCAGAGAGCGCUGGACGGUGUCCAAGAUUUAAUGGAUGACCUCAAUGCCCUGAACCCCCUGGAUCCCAACCGCCUCCAAGACAUCGAGGACGACUUUGGCAACGUGAAGCGCACCUUUGAGAAGGACCUCAACAUCGACCAGGUCAUGCAGGGUCUGCGCGACGCCGAGCAGCAGCAACAAGGGUGGAUCAACACCUACCAGCUCUCCCUGGACGACCUCAAAGCCCAGGUGGAGAACAUACAAGACAUCAGCGACUCCCUACCGGAAUUCUGUCCCAACUUCGACCGGUUGGAGAACAGCGGAAGGCGUUAAGUAUCGCCCCGAUAAGUCUUCCAUUUUGUGUGUUUAUAUGAGCUGCCUCACCUUAUCAUAAACUCCCUAUUUAAUGUUUGGUAUAUUUUAGUGUUUUUAUUUAGUCUUAUUAACAUAUUUUUCCAUUUUGACAGUACCCUUUAUAGCAUUCAGAUUUUGUAUAAAUAAGUACUUCUUAAGUCGUAAAACAACAAAAGGGGUUUUUUUUCUUGGGGGGGGGGGGACAUACCAGUUCUGAAAAGGAGUGUGGAAUUAAAACGCUCACAUUUUUGUGCAAACAACAGUUGUAAUUGUUGCUCCUCAGUAAAACAUUAAAAUCAUGGUUUUAAAUUCUGUAAGGACCUCCUUUGCCAUAAUGAAGGAGCUCAAAGUAUGCUUCAUUUUUGUGAGUGUUGCAUUUACUUUAAGUCAAAUUGCCUUGAAAUAAUUAAAUGUUGGAGAUUUCUUUGUGACAUUUUGACCAUCGUGUUUGCAAAUUUAUGCAUCAAAGAACUAGAUAAAUGCUGCCGUUGAAACCCUGUAUAUCUGGUGCUAAUCAAGAAAAUAAUAAUAUAGAUGGAGAAGUCAUUUCUAAAGGUGCUAUCUGUUAACGGUUAGUCAAAGAUUUGACACAUUUGUAGUCAGUAUUAGCGUUCAGCUUGUUCAGCGAGUUUUUAGCAAGUUUCACAGACUGGGUUUCAUUGAGCAUUAGCAAGGUGGAACACCAGUAAACUUUAGGAUAUGACAUCCUUCUGGUUUCUUGCUCAACUAGAAUUCGCUGGAAUUAUUGAAUUGAAUGGAUCAUUAUUUAGAACUAAUACAUAGCUGGAUCGACUUAAUUGCAUUCUUCAGUAGACUUACUUGAAGCGUGAUAUACAUGUAAUGAUUAUUAAUUAAGUUUUGGGAUUUUUUCGGUGGAGGACCAUAGGGCCAUUUCACACUAUCCGAAAUCUUUGUCAACGCUGAGACUUCGGGAACCCUUUUCACACCAUCAAGAAUCCAACACGGCCUGUAUAUGGAUCCGGUACUCUUCACGGGUAUAAUAUUAAUCCCACCCUGGUCAGGACCUGAGUUGAGGGGUUCUUCAUGGGUAGAAAAUGUAAAAUCUACAGCAGAACCAUUUUCACACAGUUGUAAGGGUGUACAUGUUUGGCUUCAGGAUAGAGGACAGACACACAAAGGGAGAACAAAAGAUCCUUUCAGCCCUCGAACGUUGGGUCUUUUGUUGAAAAGGGUCCUCGAUUGUACGGUUAUGUGCUUAGUCUAUGAGAGAGUGUUAUAUUACAGGGACAAAGGGAAACACAAAGCAUUGUCCUCGGGCGUAUGGAAAUUCACGACUGUGUGAACGGUACUCUUUACCUACCUGUGUUUGAUGUGAACCUCUUCUGAUUACAGUGGACCUGUGAUGGUUUCAACACGGGUAGGCGAGGCGAUAGUGUGUAAAAAGCCUUUAGGUAGCUUUUCUGUCACCCCAGUUAAUUUGCUAAAUACCACAGAAUGCAUGUAAUUAUGUGUACUUACAAAGAACGGGUCUUACAUGCAAACAAUAUUUGGAAAGAAUGCAGUACCCAGAUGCAGUAUCCAGAUCCAGUUUAUGGAGACUCAAGAAAAUUUUCUAAGUAUUUCCUAACAAAAUUGGAAAUGUUUCUGGGUCCCAGAUUCAUGUCUUUUGAACAUUUCUGCAAUGACUGACCUGUACUGAAUUGAUAAAUGAAGAAAAACGUGAAAUCCAGGUUGCAACAUUCUUUCCCAAUAUUGAGGUCACACAUACUUUUAGCUAAACAUUUACAAAACUUGGUGUGAAUCUAAACAAAUCGAGAAUCUGAUCAACAGAUAAUAAAAACUAUGCAAUUUUUUUGUUGUGAGAAAAGUCAAUAGAACAGUUUAUUUUUUGAACAUCAUUUUAAAUAAGUGAACAUUUAAGAAAAUCGUUUUACAUGUAAUAUUAAUGUAGACACCGUGUACUUAGUGUUUUCUAGUGUUUUGUGUAGACCAUGGAAACGUGUUAUUAAGGGUAUACCUCUUGUAUGAAAAUAGGAAAUACUUUUUUAGUUGUAUGCUAUUUAUUUAAUCCGUGGUUGAAGAAGUCUUUAAACAAAUAUUUCUGUGUGUUCAGUCUGCUUUUGGAAACUUGUGACGAUUGUUUGAAAUUAACAUUUGAUUUUUUUUGGUGAUAUUAACAAUAUUAUUAGUGAUUAAUAUUUGACUGUUAUAUAUCCAGUACUUAUAUUUUCAUCAGAUGUUUAAAAAGUUGGUUUUAAUUUUAUUGUUGGGAACUGCAAACCAGACUGAUUUUCAAUCGUGUCAGACAUAAUACAUAAGUAAUUUUUGGGUGCAUGGAAAGGAAUAAUUCAACAAUUUCCGUUUGUUGUGUAGAGAAACACCGAUCAAUUAAUGAUUGGUUUUAUAAUCCAUGGUGCUAAUGUUUCACAAGUUUCAUUAUAUUGUAUUGAUUACAUUUGUAUAUAGACUACUGCCUGUACUAUUAACAUAGAUUAGAACUAGUUUUUGUAAAGAAAUUACAUAAAAUAUCCCAGUCUUCCAAACCCUGGAUCUAUGCAAAACCUGCCUUGUAUUUUUGCUACAUUUUGUGAGAGAAAAAUGGUACUCAUCUUAUACUUGCUGCACACUGUCUGCAGACAUCAUCAACAUUUUGAAAUUGUUUAUUUAUGAUUUUUUUUCAGCAUUACUACAUUAUCUUUGCCUUAGUUUGCUAACAACCAUUGAGUUACCCUAAAGAAAUCCUACAUUGCGGUCACAAAGAUUUUCCCAAAAGUACUAGUAUUUUGUUAAGCUUCUGUCUCUCCUUUUUAUAGAAUAAAAUAUUUUAAACUGGGA
Patiria miniata (bat star) is the source of this 7762-nucleotide messenger RNA. It is a transcript of the gene lamc1, whose product is annotated as laminin subunit gamma-1-like. NCBI's taxonomy places the organism in Eukaryota, Metazoa, Echinodermata, Asteroidea, Valvatida, Asterinidae. The transcript is spliced from 28 exons. The record is from RefSeq and is a predicted model, not a curated record. The coding region runs from base 59 to 4945 and encodes 1628 amino acids.